Molecule: messenger RNA, 3918 nt
Organism: Besnoitia besnoiti
Lineage: Eukaryota; Apicomplexa; Conoidasida; Eucoccidiorida; Sarcocystidae
Product: ABC1 family protein
Exons: 13
Coding region: 1-3918 (1305 amino acids)
Source: RefSeq, a predicted model, not a curated record
AUGGAGCAGUGGAAUCGCAAAUGGCGGACCCUCUGGUGUUGGUCGAACGUCUACGUCGGCUGGAAAGUCUCUCAGGCGCGCGCGCGGGCGCUGCCUCAAGAGGAACAGGCGCAGUUCUGGGCGCAGCGCCAUGAGCACUUCGCCAACGUCAUCUGGGAAAACAUCAAAGAACUGCGAGGAUGGUGGGUGAAAGUCGGUCAGUUCAUGAGCACACGGAGCGACUUGCUCCCGCAGCAGUACAUACACCACUUGGUGAAGCUCCAAGACAUGAUGCCUACGUCCGACUUCGCCUCGAUAAAGAAGACUAUCACCUCCGAGCUCGGAUGUGCCGACGCGAUCUUUGAGCGAAUCGAACCCGAGGCCCUCGCGUCCGCCUCCAUCGGUCAAGUGCACCGCGCGUGGCUGAAGGACGGGUCGCCUGUUGUCGUGAAAGUGCAGCACGCCGAUGUCGAGACGCUGUUGAGCCACGACAUGCAAAAUCUGCGACAGCUCUCCUGGGCCUUUGGCCUGUUGGAGUCUGGAUUGAACUUCGCGCCGAUUCUCGAAGAAUGGCAGAAGGCGGCGGCGAAGGAACUCGAUUUCCGCUACGAGCUUGCGCAUCAGCUGCGCGCCUACGAGGGCGUCAGGCGAUCAGGAAUCGGAGUAAAGAUCCCGAAGCCGUAUCCGGAGUUCACUUCGAAGAAAGUGUUGGUGAUGGAAUUCGUGAACGGGUUCAAAAUCACAGACACUGAAAAGCUCGACCACUACCAGGUUGACCGACGCGAGCUGAUGUUCAAGCUCUGCGACAGCUUCGCGUACCAGAUUCACAUCGACGGGCUCUUCAACGGCGACCCGCACCCGGGCAACAUUCUCGUGGAGGUCAACGAAGAGACGGGCGAGGCGACGCCAAUCAUCCUCGACUGGGGGCUCGUCAAGGAGUUCGACUCCAAGGGACAGCUCGCCUUCUCCAAGUUGGUCUACGCGGUGGCGUCGAUGAACGUCAUGGGGCUGAUGGAGGCGUUCGAGGAUAUGGGCUUCAAGUUCAAGGAAGGCGCGGGCGCGGUCAUCGACCCCGAGAUCUACAUGGACGCGCUGCGCAUUGCCCUGAGGGACGGCGAGGUGGAGAAAGACAAAACGGACGCGCUGAAGCAGUCGGCGGGUCAGACGCUCGGCGCUGCUCAGAAGGCGGGCUUGACUCGGAAGAAAAUCCAAGAGAAGAAUCCCUUGGAGGACUGGCCAAAGGACAUCAUUUUCUUUGUCCGCGUCGCGUCGAUGCUCCACGGGCUCUGCGUCCAGCUGAAUGUGAAUCUGCCAUUUCUCCAAAUCAUGGUUAAGCGCGCGCAGGAGUGCCUCUUCGAGCGCUACGUCCCGCCCUCGCCUCUCGUCUACGUUCAGCUGCUUGGGAAACCGUAUCGAAAGCCGCACUCGCAGCUGGAAGUUCGCGUCCACCGACUUCUUCGUGGGCUGUUCAACCGGGGCCUGCUGCUCGGCUGUCAAGUCGCGGUGAUCAAGGAGGGGGCGCUGCUCGUAGACGCGUGCAUCGGGAAGAUGGGCCCUGUCGACGCGCGACCGGUCACCUCCGACAGUCUGUUCUGCGGCUUCUGCGUCUCAAAAGGCCUGUUGACGACGGCGCUGCUGAAGCUGGUCAGCGACGGCGAGGUGCAGCUGGAUGACCUCGUCUCGAAUUGGUGGGACGGCUUCAUUCGCUACGGGAAGAAGAACAUCACGAUUCGCGAGUUGCUGUCGCACCGCGCGGGCCUGCACCGCGCGCUGCCUGUCGACCUGACGCUGUCGAAGCUGACCAACUACGAGACGAUGGUGCGGCUGAUUGAGGACGCGCCGCCGGCGACCGAUUCGGGCGUCGAGGGCCGAUACGCGUACCUGACUUACGGCUGGGCGGUGAGCGAGCUGGUCGCCUCAGUGGCCUGCAUCCCCGUGGAGACCUUCGUCAAAGAGAAACUUCUGAGGCCCUACGACCUCGAAAACUGCAUCUUCCUGCCUCUCCCGGAAGAAGAGACGCAGCCCGCCGCCGCCGCGAGCGACGGCGCGAAAGGGACGACGACGGACGCAGCCCGGCUGCCGAAGGACGUGCGUCCCGAGGGGGCGGAGACGCAGAAAGACCGCCCUGCCGCGUCGUCCGCAUCGGCGUCCGACGCGUCUUCGCCGCUUGUCGGUCCCUCGCCGUUUGCGUCUUUCGCUCCGCCGUCUUCCGCGUCGAGCUCCGCGGCGCAUUCGCAGCGAGCGAGCGUCGAGGAGCCCAGGGUCAAAGACGCAGCGACCCGCGUCCUCUCUGCCUCGGCGCUCUCUGCCCUCUCGUCCUUCACCAGGACCCUCGCAGACGGGAAACAAAUUCUGACUGAGAAGCUCGGGCACCGGUUUCUUCACUCGCGCCGCGGCGAGGCCUCCGCGGCCUGCUCGGCCUUGAAGGGCGACGCCGCGGCCGAGCUGCGGAGCGACUCCGACGACGGCGAGAAGAAAAACAGCGUACCCGAAGAGGCGACGGACAGCCACCGCGACGCCGAGACGGCGCCGCGCGCGCCGGAGGCGGCCGCGGAACGUGCGGGAGAGGGUGCGGCGGGGAGGAGACCGAGCGAAGACCUCGGCGGGGCGACGAAAGGGACUGAAACAGAGAGCCAGGGCGGGGACCAAGAGGCCCGAGAUGCGCGGGUGAGCGAGGAGACAAGCACACUACACAACUCACAGGCGGAUGCGGUGACCAACAAGCGAGAAGAAGACGGAGAGAAGACGCGCCCCGGCGCGCUGGAGCCACUCACCCCGCCGCCGGUCGUCUCGCCGUUGAGCCCGCCCUCGAGUGAAUUCGGCGAAAGAGGGCGGCAGGAACGGCUCGAUGGACAAGACAGCGGACCCAGCGACCAGGCGGGUGAGCAUACACGGCUGUCAAGCGCUUCUGAGACGGCUGCGGGGGAGCAGAAAACGCGCGAAGGCCCCACGGGGGACGCUGGCGAGCGGCAGCCUUCGUGCACUGCCUCCCGAUGCGCGAACGACACGAGAGACGGCGAUGGCCGCGCGGAAGGAAGCGCCGACGUCGCUGCCGUGGAGGAGGCAGGAGCCCAGGGGGCUCGUGGACGAGAGGAGGGAGAGGAAGGAGCUGGACGCGGAGACAACAUUUCCGUUAUUCUGCAUGCGCCUGACUCCCCCGACGGGCGCCCGCAUAGAGGAGGCAGAAGAAGAAGCAGCUUUGUGCUCGUGGGCACUGCCGGCGAUGUCUCGCUUUCCAGGGACGAAGGAGACGAGGAGGGGCGGAGCUCAGGCCAAGGCGCACAACACGCGCAGGAUGUAAACGCCUUUGGGCGACAUGCGCGCGAAGCCGCGGCCGGCGGCGCGGCCUCUAAAGGCUCGCACGACGCGUCACGCGCCCAGACAGAGAAGAUAAAGUCCAUCGAGUCGCUCGGCGAGGGCGGCGAACCCAGCGAAGGACGCGAAGACACUCUGCCGCUCGCUUCCUUCGAGGAUGCCCAAGAAGAGCCGCUUGGCUUGGAGCUAGCAGAGCAGGCAGUUGACCCCAGUGACGAGGCGAGCCCGCGCGAAAGCGAGAAGCUGCGAGGCGCCAAACUCACGACUUCCUCGCAGUCUUCGAGCCCUUCGAAUAGAGCACCAGGCGCAGACGCCCGCGCCUUGCCUGUUGGAGGAGAAGCCUCCUCGCCCAACUCGGCGGGCGCGCAGGAAACAGAGGCGCGCGCGCCCGCGGGCGACUCGCCCAGUGCAGGCGACGAGGGCGGUCGUUCGCCGUCCUCACCCCCCGGCGGUCCCCCCACGCCGGCGGGCUGCACCCGCCGGCGUCUCGUUCUCCUGACUCCUCCGCCUCCUCUUGGUCAUCAUCUUCAUCUUCUUCCUCUUUCUCUUCUUCCUCUUCUACUUCAGCGUCGCCUUCUUCUGAGGAGCCUCGCGCGCGUUUUCCUGCGGAGGUGUGCCGAGUGA